Messenger RNA from Alternaria rosae, 666 nucleotides. Its product is annotated as putative O-methyltransferase. NCBI's taxonomy places the organism in Eukaryota, Fungi, Ascomycota, Dothideomycetes, Pleosporales, Pleosporaceae. Bases 1 to 666 code for a protein of 221 amino acids. The record is from RefSeq and is a predicted model, not a curated record. The transcript has 2 exons.
AUGCUACUCAUCAUCUUGAUGAUGGGUACAGCAUUGGUCUUGGAGUGGGAUACUGUGGACGAUUGGGUCGAAAGUGAUAAGUCGCCGCGCGAAAAAUACGUAAAGAACCUUCUUGAAAGACUGCCACCAUCAUCAUGCGUUCUAGAGCUUGGCUGUGGCCCCGGUGUGCCGGUACUAAACAUGUUGCUGAAUGGUGGAGCCCAGGUGACGGCCAACGACAUCUCUGCAAAGCAGAUCGAGAUGGCUAAAGUUCGCUGCCCGCGUGCAAAGUUCGUGGCUGGUAAUAUGACCACACUCGCGUUCGAACCUGAUAGCUUCCAUGGCGUACUCAGCUUCUACACUCUGUUCCACCUUCCUCGCUCCCAGCUAAGAGACAUGCUCGUCAAGAUCUACAGCUGGCUGAAGCCUGGCGGUCUCUUCGCUUUCAACCUUGCGGACAUUGAUGAAGAGGAGAUUCAUGGCGAGAUGAUGGGGUAUGGAAUGUUCUGGAGCAGUUAUGGAGUGCAUGAGAAUUGCGACAUGUUGGAACACGUAGGCUUCGAGCUGUUGGAGGUGGAGAAAGUAAAGGCAGGCGAUGGCAAGUUGGGAGAAGAUGAACCAGACUAUGAUUCUGAGUUUGUUUGGGUUAUGGCGCGAAAGCCAGAGGUUGAUCGGGGGAAUAUUUAG